UCUCAGUACUGCAACACUCUGGACGACGAGGAGAAGAAGGAGCUGCGAGUGUUCAGUCAGCAGAGGAAGAGAGAGAACCUGGGCCGAGGCGUCGUCAGACUCUUCCCUCUGACGAUGACGGGCGCCAUCUGCCAACAGUGUGGCCGUCAGAUCUGCGGGGGGGACAUCGCGGUGUUUGCCAGCCGCGCGGGGCAGAGCGGCUGCUGGCACCCUCAGUGUUUCCGCUGCCACACCUGCAGCGAGCUGCUGGUCGACCUCAUCUACUUCUUCCAGGAGGGAAACAUCUACUGCGGGCGGCACCACGCCGAGAGGCUGAAACCCCGCUGCCAGGCCUGUGACGAGAUUAUUCUGGCUGAUGAGUGCACGGAGGCCGAGGGUCGGUACUGGCACAUGAAGCACUUCUGCUGCUUCGAGUGUGAGGCGUCGCUGGGCGGUCAGCGUUACAUCAUGAGAGAGAGCCGGCCGUACUGCUGCGCCUGCUACGAGUCGCUGUACGCCGAGUACUGCGACACCUGCGGGGAACACAUAGGUACUGAGUCAAGAAUAAAGAAGCUCCU
Molecule: messenger RNA, 557 nt
Organism: Notothenia coriiceps (black rockcod)
Lineage: Eukaryota; Metazoa; Chordata; Actinopteri; Perciformes; Nototheniidae
Product: prickle-like protein 3
Exons: 3
Molecular function (GO): zinc ion binding
Source: RefSeq, a predicted model, not a curated record